AAAACCAAAACAGUUUUUUGGCGAAUUUUAAAAACCGAUAUUCUAACAAGUUAUCGGUAAAUGAAGCGCCCCUUGGUCUGGCAACCAACUAUUUGGCGUUGCCAGAUUGAUUUUACAGCGAUGGUUCGCAUAAAGAAUAGAUAUAUAGCGGUCCAGAUUGUGCCCCAUACGCCAACACAAUCUCUGCGUCUCAACGACCACAGCCUGGCCAAAAUCUUGCUCCAGAAUGUGGAGAAGUAUCACGGAGUGUACGGCCUCGCCGUGAUCGAGCAGGGAUUUCGUGUGAAGUACAUCAACGAUCGGACGAAAAUGGCUAUAAUACGUUGUCUUCAUCGAGGCCAACACUUCGUGUCCAGUAUAUUGCCACUGAUUACUUUGAUCGGAGAUGUGCGGGCCAAGUUUAGGACCCUCUACAUAGGUGCCACCAUCAUCCAAUGCAACAAGUUCAUAGUCAAGCACCAAAAACAGUUCCUGGACCGCGCCAUGGGCCAGAUAACCUCCGCCAAGGAGCGUCAGGAUCUCUUCAAGAGCGUCAUGGAGUUCGACAUGGACAGAUAGCAAUAGUUUGUUUAGAAUGUAAUUAAGUAAUUAUAUUUCAUGUUUUUCUUGUAGAAAAACCAUGCUUCCAAUUUGACUAAAAUGUAAAUCUUUUUGGUAUCGUU
Drosophila santomea is the source of this 662-nucleotide messenger RNA. RefSeq names its product ribonuclease P/MRP protein subunit POP5 (gene Pop5). Gene Ontology annotation, cellular component: ribonuclease P complex. Lineage: Eukaryota; Metazoa; Arthropoda; Insecta; Diptera; Drosophilidae. The transcript is spliced from 3 exons. Gene Ontology annotation, biological process: tRNA 5'-leader removal. The record is from RefSeq and is a predicted model, not a curated record. The coding region runs from base 61 to 558 and encodes 165 amino acids. Gene Ontology annotation, molecular function: ribonuclease P RNA binding.